Nannospalax galili (Upper Galilee mountains blind mole rat) is the source of this 1635-nucleotide messenger RNA. It is a transcript of the gene Ccdc63, whose product is annotated as coiled-coil domain containing 63. Gene Ontology annotation, biological process: cilium movement; outer dynein arm assembly. The transcript has 11 exons. The coding region runs from base 67 to 1635 and encodes 522 amino acids. NCBI's taxonomy places the organism in Eukaryota, Metazoa, Chordata, Mammalia, Rodentia, Spalacidae. Gene Ontology annotation, cellular component: axoneme. The record is from RefSeq and is a predicted model, not a curated record.
UCCAAGAAGGUCAAGGAGCAGCUGGCUGAGGCAGAGCUACGGAAGCUCAGGCAGCAGUUCCACAAGAUGGUGGAGAGCCGCAAGUCCUUCAACUUCCACAACCAGAGGAUGAUCGCCAACCAGUACAAGGAAAUCGAGAAUCUGAAAGCUGAGCAAGAGGAGACCACCCUGCUUCUGAGCCUCGUGAAGUCCCCGAAGAACCUGGAUCUGAACCAGAAGAACUACAUGGAGCUGCGCUUCCUGCUACAGACUAAGGGGGACUAUGAGGCACUUAACACGUCCAUGAAGAUGCUGCUGGUGGAGCUGGAUGACAAGAUUGUUCAGAUGGAAAAGAAAAUCAAAAACCAGAGGCAGGUCUUCUUAAAAACACAGGAGGCCAACAACCCCCGAAAACUGCAGAAGCAGAUCCAUGUACUGGAAACCCGGCUGAACCUGGUCACCAUCCACUUUGACAAGAUGCUGACUGACAACACCCGACUCCGGCAGGACAUAGAGGACCUGCUUUUCGAGAAGGCCACCUAUGACCAUGUCUACCAGCAACUCCAGAGGCGCCUGCAGGCACAGAAGAAGACCAUGAACAUGGCCAUCAAGCAGUCUGCUCAGGCCUAUGAGCAGAGAGUGGAAGCCAUGGCUCGGAUGGCUGCCGUGAAGGACCGCCAGCAGAAGGACAUCUCUCAGUACAAUCUGGAGAUCCGAGAGCUGGAGCGCCUGUAUGCCCAUGAGACCAAGCUGAAGUCCUUCCUGCUUGUCAAGCUCAGUGACCGCACUGAAUAUGAGGAACCCAUCAAGAAGGGAGAAGACGUGAGGGUCAGGGUCAAGAGGAAGAAGAGCAAGGGCGAGAGCUUCGAGAGCUACGAAGUGGCGCACUUGCGGCUGCUGAAGCUGGCGGAGAACGGGAACCUGGAGCAGCUCACGGAGGAUUUCCUGGCCAAGGAGGAGAAGAACUUCGCCCGCUUCACCUACGUCACGGAGCUCAACAAUGACAUGGAGGCCAUGCACAAGAAGACCCAGAGGAUCCAGGAUGACAUUAUCAACUUGCGUUCCCAGCAACAAUUCUCUCAUGACAAUACUCGGAGCAUCCUGAAACAGAUGGAGGAGAAACUGAAGAAGACCACAAAGGAGGCAGAUGUUUUCGAGAACAGAUACAAGGAGAUAAGCAAGACCCUGGAGCACCUCAAGAACUCAGUAGAAAAGCUGUUCAAGAAGAUGAACUGUGAUGCCACCGAGAUCCUGGGGAAGCUGGGUGAGACCGGGAAGAUCACAGACAUCAACUUGCAGCAGUACUUUGCCAUCAUAGAAAAGAAGACCAAUGACCUGCUCCUGCUGGAGUCCUUCCGGCGCCUGCAGGACUUGGAGAAUCCCAACAUUGAGGUCCCCCGGCCUUUCAUCAACCCUUUCUGGGGCGGCUCAGCCCUCCUCAAGCCCCCUGAGCAGUCUCAGGUCUUGUUUCCUGUGUUUGGGGUGGAAUCCUUCAGCGACAAGCUGGAAGAGGUGGAUCAUCCCCUGGACCACAGCAGCCUCUGGCAGCUGGUGCUGAAAAACUACCUUCAAAGAGACCACAGCAAAGACCCACACUCAGACAACUUGUCAGAGAAGGGGGAUGAGCUGAGUCCCAAGAAGAAGGUGGUGAGCUGA